GUGGAUCCACAGAUCGUUGGAUCGCUUGAAAAAAAGAGUUAAUGGUUCUGUAUACAAGUACAAACUGAUAAUUUUUAUAUAUAUUGGCCUUUAGAUGGAUAACAUUAAAAAACCUAGUCCAGAUGACUUUGCCGGCUAUCUACAGUCCGUUGUUCAGUUGGAAGCACUCGAAAGAAUGACACGAACAUUAGAUUCUGAACUCGCAGAUUCCCAGCGGGGAAUGCAAGAUAUAAAGGCUAUAUUUGAUUCAAUUUGCACAGGCAAUAACAUUAAUAAUCACCAUGCGAACAGUCACAUCAGGUAUGAAAACGUUAAAGAUUUUUUGGAUGCAGAUCUACCUAAAUUAAUAAUGCCAGAUAUGGAAGAAAAUAAUUAUGCAGAUGUCGACUUAAAUGCAGUUAUUGGAGAAAUGAAAAGCUAUGUUGAAGAGCUUAAGAAAAAUCUUAUCCACAUAAAUCCUCAACCGACAAACUUUUCAACUCAAAUCAAUCCUUUGGACCUUGAUCAAUAUGCUUCCAGCUUAGAUCAAUUUAAGAAACGUCUUUCUAACAUGAAAAUCAGUAAGAAAAAUAAACCUAACAGAAAUCCAGAUCUCGAAAUUAAAUUAACUCAGUUGUGCCAAGAUGUGAACAUGUUUACUCAGAUGGUCCAAGCGAAGACAACCUUGAGUGAAUACAAUAAGAACUGGACAGAAACUCUGCCCAGUAACAAUUCACUACAUUAUGAUAACAUAAUCAAUCAAUUGCUUUCAAGAAUUAAUGAAGUCACUUAUUUACUACAAAAUAAAAAUCAAACUACUUUUUAACCAUGUAUUAUGAAUAUCUGCUCUGUUAACAUAUUUUCCUUUAAAGGAAAACUAGUUUUUAUUUAUUGAUUUUUGUGCAUGUUUAUUUAAUUAGUUAAUUAAAAUUAGUCUGUAUUAUAAGUCUCAUUAGUAGUCAAACUUUAUCAAGUUAAUAUGUUGUGAAAGUGUUUUUGCACAAUAUAUAUGUAGUUUUUGAGAUCAAUUAGUGGGCUGAGAAAGUAAUAGAUGUGUCUUAUCAAGCAAGCAAAUCACUAGAAUUAUUGGUAUGUGACCUGCAGAGAUCAUAGAAAUGUCUACAUCACGAUCCUAGUAGCCAUUUGUAAUUAGAAAAGUGAACACAGGUGAUAGAAAUGAAGUAAAUUGAACCACUUUUAUUUACCUGCUAUUUUUAUCUUAUAACUCUUAGUCAAAAUGAUUACCUGUAUCAAUAUUGUAGCUCAAAAUAAUCAAGGUGUAAGUAGUAGGUAAAAGGGGUGGUUAGUUGUUGUUUUUUUAGAGUAAAAACACAGUCAUCUAAUAAAAUUAAGUCAUUUAGUUAUUAAUAGUUAUUCAUAUCAGUAAAUCAAAGUAAUUCAUGAAAUAAAGUAGUGUAAACAUCAAAAUUGUCAUAGCUCAUCACAUCAGUUUUACGGAAUUACAAAAACUGCCAUGUGAAAAUGUUACUAAUAAAUUAUGUACUCUCAAGACACUUGCCAUUUUCAGUAAAGUCAAACAAGUCCUUACCCAGCUUAUUGUACAUUUAAUUCUAGUUACUGUUGCUAGUCGUGAAUCUUCAUUCUUUUACCUUCCUUACAGUGAUUUGAAAAGUCUUCUGAUGAGUCUAUUAUCAUUUUAUGGUCAUCAUCCUUUGAAGGCUUUUCAUCAGCUUCUAAAACUUUAAGCUGGAUGCCACAUAAGACAGCACCAUUCAAAGUUUUUAUAGCUUCUUGUGCUGCUCUUACAGAGGCAUACUUGACAAAACCAAAUGUCUUAUUUGGAAAAGUACAUACAUCAAUAAGAUCUCCAAAGCGGCAAAAGGCAUCUCUUAAAGCUGAUCCAGCUGGAGGAUAUGGUUUACAGACUAUAAAGCAUCUUUGUGCAACUCUGCUGUUGGAGUUUGCCAUCGGUCGAGGAGAUGGCAGGGGUACACUACAGAAAUCAUUUGGGGUAUCUAAAUUAUGAGAUUUAUUUUCAAUUUUACCAGUUGUAGCUGCUUUUAUCAAUGUUGAUGCUUCAGCUAUGGCAUCUGCUAGUUGAAGUAAAUCAGGGUUGCCUGCAUCUAAAGAAUUCUUGAAAUUAUUAACAAUAUUUGUGAGAUUAUUGGCUGCCUUAUUUAUAGGGUUUUCAUCAAGCUUGACAGAAACAAUUUCCCCAGAAGGGUAUUCAAAGUUAUUUAUUUUUUUAACUGCGCAUGUGGCAGACUGUUCAUUGUCAUAAGUCACUAUUGCUUUACAAAAACCGUUGUAUGUAUCAAGUGUGUACUGACACUGAAUCAUACCAGGUACAAUAUUAAACAACUUUUCAACAUAUUUUUGAGGCACUUGAGGGCUACAAGUGACAAUGACUGUAGCACAGUUCUGAGAUGGAAUAUUCGGAAGAAGACUUAAGCUAUCCCUUUUUUGUUCUAUGAAAUUAUAGUCUUUGCCAACUUGACUAUUAUUAGAGUAAGAAUCCCCUUGAAAUCCAAAUAGUCCCUCUAAAACAUUUCUGCCACGCUUCAGUUCAUCUUUAGGGGUAGCAAACACAGGUUUAUAUUUUCUGUCACAUUCUUCAAAAGCUUUCGCAGCAUCUAAAAAGUUGGUAUAAUGUACAUAUGCAAAGCCUUUGCAUUUAUCUGUAACUUUAUCCUUUUGCAAGUACACAGAAUCAACAAGUCCAAAUUGGUUGAAAUGAUCAUAUAUUUCACUUUCAGAUAUGUCUUUGUGAACUUUUAUAAAGAGUCUUCUAUAUUUCUCUUCAUUUGUGGAACUUGAAUCAUGCUUACUUGAAGCAAUCAUAACUUUGAUUGGUUUAUUAUUUAUUUUUAAUGGCUUCGCUUGCAGAUCAUGGAUUGCUGCAGCAGCAGAUGACGUUUUACUGAAUUUUAUAUAUGCAACCCCUCUAGGUUCACCUGUAUUUCUAUCUCUAGGCAUAUACAAGUCUUCAACAGUACCAUAUUUUUCAAAAGGAGUUCUUAAAUCUUCUUCUUGGGUGAGUUUACUGCAUACAACGAAAACUCUGGAGUAUGGUGGUUUGUCUUCUUUACGAUCUUCAUUACGGUUAUUUUGGAAGUUAUUAUACAUUGUCUAAAUCACAAUAAAUCGAUCAAAGUCAAAUAAUCAAUCAAUUCGCUGCGUCAGUCGAGUCAGUAAAUUGGUCUUCUUUUAGAAGGGUCUCUCAGAAGUCCAAAUUUCAUUUAUAACAAAAUUAAGUAGGGUCUCUUUGAGUGGAAGUUCAAACAAAAAGUUUAUUAAAUCAACUAAGCUACUCUGUGAAGUAACAAUUAUAUAAACAGCUGUAUACACU
This is a messenger RNA of Diatraea saccharalis (sugarcane borer), 3289 nucleotides long. The record is from the annotation of a GenBank genome assembly. NCBI's taxonomy places the organism in Eukaryota, Metazoa, Arthropoda, Insecta, Lepidoptera, Crambidae.